This is a messenger RNA of Belonocnema kinseyi, 5444 nucleotides long. RefSeq names its product protein unc-79 homolog (gene unc79). The coding region runs from base 309 to 5444 and encodes 1711 amino acids. Lineage: Eukaryota; Metazoa; Arthropoda; Insecta; Hymenoptera; Cynipidae. The transcript is spliced from 31 exons. Gene Ontology annotation, molecular function: protein binding. The record is from RefSeq and is a predicted model, not a curated record.
GAUGGACCGAAAGCAGUGUCGAAUGUGACUAGUUAAGUCAGGUUCUGUAUUUUUUCCUGAAUCGAUACGAACUCAAAUUUUUAAAAAACAUGAAAUGCGGUGGUUUAAAUCCGGACGUAUAACAUUAAAUUUAGUACACAGCAAAAAAAUGAAAGUAAUAAUGAUUACUAUAAAAUAUUGCUUUAAUAAUUACCUGUGAUUUUCCUUCCGUUACAUUGACAUAAGUUACUAUUUUUGUCGGUGUUUUAACUUGGAUUACAUUCAUAUACCUGAAUCAGCAACAUCAUUUGAUUGAAAAUUAUAAAACAAUGGGAACUAAGUUUGCCGCAUAUACCCUGAAGUUAACGUGUUUACACGAAUACUACCAACGGCUUUUGCAUGGAACGCAGCCCAUUCCUUCUGGUUUUGAAAUGGCAAAUACAAUCAAGUAUUUUUCACAAACACUUUUAUCACUCUUGAAAGAGGUACGCGAAUCACCACUCGAAAUGAUUCAAUCGCAAAUUCUCGAUAAUGAGAGAAUGGCUAUGUACCCAAGUUUGGAUUAUAGACAACUUUACAAUGCUCUAAUGCAGUUGAUGGAUGUCGUACCGUUAGUGCACAUUGGGUUACAUGCAUUUGGGCAAGCAAUACUACAAUGCCUGGUAUGUCUACUACCAUUCUUGGAUAAUGAUUUGAUUGACAACGUAUCAUAUUUAACAGCAAGUGCUGUUUCCGUUCUGCCUGUGGAGCUGCACCAAGAAAUCAUCAACUAUCUCUGCUUCUACAUUCUUCCAUUCACCAUCAAGAGGAAGACAGAAGACGGAAGUGAGAACUAUGCCAGCCAAUCGGUAUCUGCUGUGAUUAUGAUGGUGUUUCAAUACUCUAAUAAUCCAGCACAUCACUGUCAAUUACUGGAAUGUGUGAUGGCAUUAAAACAAGGAAUAAUAAAAGACAUUUUGUGCGUUGUGGCAUACGGUACAGAAGUAUCCAGAAUAUCUGCUGCUAGAUUGUUAUUUUAUUACUGGCCUACGUUCAACCAAAACUUUUUUGACCGUCGAGCGGUGUUAAUGAAGUUUGCAGAUGAUUUAACACCAUUCGUUUGUCAACGAGAUUUAUGUCCGAACGCGGGCAACGCUGAGGCUGGUAAAGUUUGCUAUGACCAUCGCACUUCUAUUACGUUCGCAAAUGAUUCACCGCCUCCAUUAUACCUCUGCAUAGAAUGUGCUAAUGAAAUUCACCGUGAGCAUUCAAAUUUAAUGUUUCAAGACGUUUUACAUAGAAUGCAGCAAGUUUCCAUGAUCUGUGAAAAUAAGAAUUGUAGAUCAAAUGAUAAGUCAGCAAUUAGUGUGUGCUUUUCUACAGAAUGUGCAAGUUAUAAUGGAAAUCAUCCAAUUCGCUAUUGUUUACAAUGUCAUAAUAUCCGACAUAACAAUAGACGUGGCAAUGAUCAUAUCUUUCAUACAGCUCUACCUCAAAUAUCAAGAAUGGAUCGCCAAACACAGACAUAUAUGGUGCAAGCAAUUAUCAGUCUACUCAAGGAGGCUGAGCCGAUUGUUCUUGACAGUAACAGGGAUGCGUCAGAUGUAAACAAUAGUAAGUCUAACAUAGCAGGAGUUGCAGCAGUUUCAGGUAAUAUUAGGAUUCAUCGGUUUGGGUUAUGUGAUGAAACACCAUUGGAAGACAGACAAAUGCUCGGAAGAUAUGGUGUGUGGCUUCUCAUUGGGCUUUGUAAACCGACAAAAGAGACACCCCCUGAAAUACUUGGCCGCUUAUUAUCAAUGUUGUUCCACUGGUUUCAUGCCACAGCGUACUCAUUUGAUGGACAAACAGAAUGUACCUUGGAAAAGCUAAAAACAGAGUAUGUUUGUAGCUGGCUGUUUGAGGUCAUGAAGACACAUUAUCAAGUUUUUGUCUCGUGUCUGCUACCACAUCCUGCAGAUUAUGUCAGAAUAGGUGGACACUGGGAGACGCUGGCUUCGAGGACAUCGCAUUUAAAGGAUGGCUUAAACAGGCUCUUUUGUUUAGUACCUUACGAAGUAAUUACUUCAGAAAUUUGGGAUUAUGUCAUGCCGCAUUGGAUGGAAGCAAUGGUGCACGAUGUUCCAGAAUGGGAGCUACAAGAAUUGAAGAUAAUAUUUUGCAAAAUGUUAGAUCCAGAUAUGAGUCCUCUUGGAUUCGACACAACAAAAAUGUACAGUUUUAUGGCAAAGAGAUUUACUAAGACAAGUGCUAUCAUCCAAGAACAAGCACUGAAAUGGCUACAAACAUUAACAAUCCUAGAAAUAAUGAUUCCGUUAAGCCUUCUAUUUUCAAUGUUUAAAGAUGGCAUUGAAUCAAUGCAGAAUUUAAGUGAAAGAAAGUAUUCGAAUGAGAAAAUGAUGAAAAUUAUACCCAGCGACAAUGGAUAUGUAACGUGUGCUAUCGUAGAGAACGACUCAGAAAAAUCGACGCCGCUCUCAGAUGAUGUCGUACCAACUCCAAGCCGUCAUGAAUUCUCAACAAACGCAGAAUUAAACUUAUCCUGCUGUGUUCUCAUGCUUGAUGUUUUGCUAAAGCAGAUGGAAUUGCAAAAUGUGGACAGACACGCUGGAAUAUAUACUUGGGUGUGCCGGGAGGCCUGUUAUCUAAUGAAAUUAGUAAUGGCAACAAGUUGGAGCGAUGAUCAUAAAUGUAAUGUGAAUGCAGAAUGCUCGUAUUGUGAAUCCAAGAUUGUGUGGCACCAACUAUGUUUACAGCUAGUUGCUUACGUGGCACCAUCCAACUUAGCUCAUCCACCGGAUAUGAUAAGUGACAAUGUUUCUGAGGACUAUGGGCGACGAAGUUCUUUAGAAACAAGCAAGAAAUGUGACUCCAAACCAGAUGUCGUCAUUAAUAUGCCAAUGCCAGAACUUCAUUCAGUCGGAGGAGUCCUUGUUCAUAUGCCUCACUUUUUUGAGCAGAUUAUGACUGCGACAGUUGAGACAGUUUCGGAACAGUUGGAUCUCGCUGCAAUAAUUCCAUCUGAAAGUGUUAUAUCAGCUUCAGCACGAGCUUUUGCAUUAUCUGAAACAGACGAUGCAACAAUUACAAUGAAUGUCGCUAAACCGCACCUGCUUAAUGAAGAAGAACACUCAAUAAGUGAGAAUGAAAUAGAAUUAGAUAACUUGUGGGAAACAACUGUUGGAAAAUUCAGGUUUAUCAUUGAAGAACUUCCUGCGCAGUUACAGUACAUUUAUAAACUACUAAAGGAAACUAUCGCUGUCGAGAAUUCAGAUAUUCUUUAUUACAUGCUACAAUGCCUGAGUGUGAUGUGUUUAUAUGGAGAUGCCUUAACUUCAGCUGCAAAGGACCAUCAAGGAUUCUUCAUCUGGUGUCAAGAAAACCUCUUGAUUAAGAACUUGUGGGAUCUACUAAGUGCUGAAUAUUCCCACAUAGCUCAAGUAUCAGUUCCAGUUCUUUUGCAUUGCAUUACAUUACCAUAUGGCGCAGAUGCUUUUUGGAGACAUAUUCAAAGUGAAUUUCACAGUUCUGACUGGCGUGUUAGAUUCGUGUCAGUUGAGCGAGUGACAUUGAUUGCAAGAUUCAUGGAUUCCACGCCAUUAACAAAUGAAGUGAACCUUCAAGCAGCACUGGCGAGUGUAUUCUGCUAUCUUAUUACAAGUAUGGAUGAUGCUAAUGUUUACGUUGCACAACGUGCGACUUUAAAUAUAGGGACAAUUCACGACACAGCUAUCAGGUCACUGAUCUUCUGCCUUGAGACACAAUUUGACUCUGUCAUAGUCGAUAGACCAAUGAUACUACAGUCAGUGUAUCAGUUGCACAACAGUUUAAGUGACAGAAGGAUUCUUACGUGGGAAUUUUUUCUUAAUCGAUUUGACGCUUUAUUCCUGGAAGCACAGAUCAGCCUGGAGCGAUCGGGAGAUUUAACAUGUAUUCGUGAUCUUAGGAACACGGAUCUUAACAGUGAACUUUUAGCGAGAAAACUAAAUAGAGCUCAUGUAGCUCUUUCGCAAUCAGAUGGAGGAGCCAACAAUUCUCUUAAGACAUUAAGCUCAAGUUUUGGUACAAAGUGGCCAUACAAGCGCACUAUGUCAGCUCCCGCAUCCAUAGUGCAUAGACAAGAUACAAAACAGGAUAAGGAGAAAGUAUACAAUCGACAAUACUCAGCACCAACACUUAAACGGAAGAGUUCCAGAUUUGGAUUGGAUGGCCAUGUUCAUACAAUGCAUAUUGUAGAUGAAGGGGGAAAUCUACCCUCAUUUAUUCAUAAAAUAGCCAAUGUGGAAGAAGUGGAUAAGGAAACGCUGCAUUUACUUGUAUUUUUAUUAAUGCAGUUUCUAUCUCGACAAGAUCAGGCAUAUCCCACAGAUGAGAAACCAUUAUCUAAGAUACAAGGAAUUGUAUUACGGCAUUUAUAUAUUCUUCUAGGCUACAAUCAAACUGAAAAAAUCCAUCAUACGCCACCUCAACGUUUAAGGCAUUCUUCCGUAUUUAACGUUUUUCUAACCAAUUUACCUCAAGUUUUGGAUCAAAAUAAUAUAAUGGGAUGGGUCAUGAUACCUCCACUGCUGGCUAUUUUACGGAAUUGCCCAUGCCCACCUCAAGGAAUACCGCCUACGGAAUAUCAACCGCCAAUGUAUAGCCUGUGGUAUCUAGAACCCCACGUCAGACGUUCGUGGUUAAUGUCUUUGCUGAUCAUCUUAUAUAAGUUUCAAUACGGACAGCAGGUGUGGUAUUACCAGUUGCAAGCAUUAAUACGAAUCGUAAUUAAUACAUUAAAUAGGCAGCAUCAUCAAUGCAAACGAAUUCCAGCAUUGGUUGUUAUGGGAGGACCUCCUUCGAGAUCACGAGAAGUCUCUCAACCUUCAUUGGCAACAGAUCACGACUUACUGGCUACUGCUUUUGAAGAGGUAGAAAGUGAGAGCUCAUCUCUUGGAAUGAUACCAAUAGUAAAUUAUCAACGAAGUCCGAGGGCUCAGAGCAAAAUUUAUGGUAUAGAUUCUUAUUUCGAAGAAAGUGAGUCCGUUUUGUACUCAUUGAACAAAAACUCGAGUUUUUCAUUCAAUGCGGAUGAUACGGAGUCUGAGUUGGCUGCAAUACCUGAAAGCAUUAAAUCUGAUAGUAUAUUGUACGACAGCAGCUGUGGUUCUUUAACAGAAGUGGAACAAAUCGUAGCAACUUUUAAAGAGAAAUCUUCGGCGUUGAAGUUUAACGUUGAAAAUACUAAGGAAACAGAAUACGCUUUACGCCUUACUAACCGAGGAUACAAUGCACAGAAGGCAUGCGUUUUUUCAACCGAUGAAGGACUAAAAGUUACCGAAGAUCAUACGUUUACAGAUGUGGCUAUAUCUAGUCAGACAGAAUUACCUACCUUAAGACAAAUGAAACUGAAGUGUUUUGAAACUGAGGCUGUGAUGAACAUUAAAUGCAAUAAGUUUCUAAAUAGGAUAGACGUUGAAAACGAAAGACUGCAGAUUCAAAGGUAA